Messenger RNA from Macrosiphum euphorbiae (potato aphid), 699 nucleotides. The record is from the annotation of a GenBank genome assembly. Lineage: Eukaryota; Metazoa; Arthropoda; Insecta; Hemiptera; Aphididae.
AUGGUUAACUCCGAUACCAUGGAGGUUAGCGUUGGUGAACUACCAGGACACCCUCCCACUCCACGGCCGUUACUCGUUGAGGAAAUAUUUACGCCGUCGCCUACACCAUCGCCACAUUUAUUAGAGUUGCCGCCCUCUUCUAUGACUUCACCAUCGUUACCAUCAGCUUCACCGCAACCUCUUUUACCAGGGAGAUCGCCGCCACCGACUACCGACCCGUAUGAGUUUUUCUUGAGCGAGCCGGAGUUUGAGUCACCGUCUGGUCAAGUUUCGCCAGAUCUGUUGGGCAUGUCAACCGAGCCCAUGGAUGUCGGUGUGGAUUCAGAUGAAGAAGGAUUAAGACCACGGAGACUAAAUGUUGCGCAACGCAACGCACUGAAAGUCGAUACUCAGAUGGUUAAAUAUUGUCCGGUGUGUGACUUCAUGACUGUUGGCCAUAAGCUUGGGAGGCACCUUGCAAACCGCCACAGGUCGCAGAUAAAAAAGCCCCGAGACCUCAACAUCAGAAAGAUAUGCCAACACAUUGCCUCGGAAUCCCGCAAGUCCUAUUCCGUUGUCCCGUUGCGGGUGAUAGAGAAGAAGUUGGGCCCAUAUUGGGAUGACAGGUGUUUUAGAAGCAUCGCCCACGAACUUACGACCAUGGGAAAGAUGAAGACGUAUGGCGGAAGUUGGAAUCUUCCUGAUGUAACAGAUACGUGA